AUGAGAAAGAACGAGUAUGACUUUUAUGUAGAUGAUCAAGUCACUUUUAAUAAAUAUCAGCUCACUCUAAAAUGCAAAUAUCAUACAAAGAUUUCGAUAUUAAAAUAGUAUUUGUUGAAAUACAUCAAAAAAAAUUUUGAUAUUAUGCAUAAUGAUGUCACUCUCAAAGAAUCUAUGACUUUGGACGAGGUUUUCUCUAGAUAUUGCUAAAAUACCAUCAUUCUAUUGAUAAAAUAAGAUCCAAUGAUCGAUGUUUUGGUAAAACAUUCGAUUCAGUAUCAAAAUUUAAGAAGAUCAAGACCAACUUCAAAUGAGGCUUUAGAUGAAAUAUUUCCUCUCGAAAUUAAAAACGACUAAGAAAAUAUGAAGAAUCCAGUUGUUAAACAUGAAUUAGACACUCUGCCAUCUACUACUUAAAAGAAAUGUUCGAAUUGCGGGAUUUAAAAUAAAAUGAUUGAGAAUUAUGAAAGUUCAAUAUCUAAUCUAAUACAAGAAAAUGAAUAACUUCAAUUAAAGAUGAGACAACUUAAAGAAUAAAGAAAUAUUAGUAAAUAAAAAGAGAGCAUUGCAGUAAAUAGCUACAGACAACUAAAAAGAUCAUGA
Molecule: messenger RNA, 603 nt
Organism: Paramecium octaurelia
Lineage: Eukaryota; Ciliophora; Oligohymenophorea; Peniculida; Parameciidae
Source: the annotation of a GenBank genome assembly